AUGGCACGCCGCAAAAGGUCUUCUCCUCCUUCGGGGUGGCGGACUCCCGGAAUCGCGCAACGUAUAGCAUGUAUGCAAGGCAUCAAGAAAAGAGGGUGUGGUAUACACACCCAAGAGACCCAACGGACUCUAUUUUUUGGUAGUGAGCAAGAAAAAAAGGUACCUAAACAAGACGGGCUGGUUGGUAAGGUAGGUAGGGUAGCUAAGGGAUGCGAGGUGAAAAGAACCACAACAUCUUGCAUAUAUUACAACCACUUUAUACCCCCGUACCGCGCGCAACGUCAGCACGGUUCGCCCAAAAAUUUUUGCAUGCAUUCCGUCAAAGCCGCGCAUCCCAAGCCCACAGGUACGGUAAUCCCCCGUGUCAGGUACGACACACGCAUGCGAAUCCCCAACAAACAACUCUGCGUUAGUGCCACGAACAGAGACGUCACCGAGGAUCUGACGUAG
Molecule: messenger RNA, 450 nt
Organism: Pyricularia oryzae 70-15
Lineage: Eukaryota; Fungi; Ascomycota; Sordariomycetes; Magnaporthales; Pyriculariaceae
Exons: 6
Coding region: 1-450 (149 amino acids)
Source: RefSeq, a predicted model, not a curated record